Sycon ciliatum is the source of this 1053-nucleotide messenger RNA. RefSeq names its product cytochrome b5-like. Gene Ontology annotation, molecular function: heme binding. Bases 126 to 539 code for a protein of 137 amino acids. The transcript has 6 exons. Gene Ontology annotation, cellular component: membrane; intracellular membrane-bounded organelle. Lineage: Eukaryota; Metazoa; Porifera; Calcarea; Leucosolenida; Sycettidae. The record is from RefSeq and is a predicted model, not a curated record.
ACUGAUCGUCCUCGAGUUUCUGACCUGAGUGAGCGGUGCACUUGUGCAUGUGGCCAAGGUUGUAGCUGUGCUUUCUCUCUCAACUCUAGUCUUGACUUUUGGCGGCCUGAAAACAAAGACCGAGGAUGGCUGAAAAGAAAGUCUUUACCAAGGCUGAAAUCGCCGAGCACAACUCCAGCAAAUCGUGCUGGCUUGUAAUCCAUAACAAAGUCUACGAUGUGACGAAGUUUCUGAAUGAGCAUCCCGGCGGUGAGGAGGUUAUGCUGGAAGUGGCUGGAGUUAGCUCCUCUGGCGCAUACGCCACUUCAGCCUUUGAGGAUGUCGGCCACUCAACCGAUGCACGUGCGAUGCUGAAGGACUAUCUUCUGGGUGACGUGGCGGAGGCUGACCGUGAGGAUGACACGUCGUCGGAGCCGGUAAAGACGACACCAAGUGCUCCAGAGGCUAACGGCGGCGGUAGCUCAUUCAUGACCGUGCUCGUUCCCAUCGCCGUUGUCCUCCUUGGAGUAAUUGCCUACCGCUAUUUCAUUGCUCAAUAAGAUCCUACUGCGGGCCUGUUGCUGCUGCUGUUGCUGCUGCUGCUUCAGUAUUUAGCCAGGCGGUACAAGUAGUUUCAUGGACUAUUGCCGUGUUGUAGAAUUGGGUAAGGCCUGUCGCUGUUCUCUAUGUUCUCAUCUGUUUAACUCAGUAGUGGAUGCUGUGCUGGCUCGUUAUCAUUUGCUCAUUUUAAUGCAAGCUUUCACUGUUCCGUUGGUCAAACCAGCACAGGAUCCAUUGCACGCUAUGAUCUUCCAUACGAUUUCGACGCUGCUUGCUUCUGUUUUUUCUUUCUUAUGCCCUCUCCUCUUCAAUGUCGCCAUAGUUUGUUGCCGCCUGGCUCUAGAGAUCUGGUUCCAAUUGAUGCCAGCAGCGCACAUGCCAGCGCCUUGUACAAAACUGCUGUACUGCUGUAUGUUGACAGCUCACUAGCUAGGUAUGCCUCAAUACCUCCAUCUCUUUUUAGAAGCCACAUUCGAACUUCGAAGUCACCUGCCAAGAUUGGUAACAGCUUAA